This is a messenger RNA of Pediculus humanus corporis (human body louse), 1038 nucleotides long. RefSeq lists its product as uncharacterized. The record is from RefSeq and is a predicted model, not a curated record. The transcript is spliced from 2 exons. Gene Ontology annotation, biological process: negative regulation of transcription by RNA polymerase II; negative regulation of cyclin-dependent protein serine/threonine kinase activity. Gene Ontology annotation, molecular function: cyclin-dependent protein serine/threonine kinase inhibitor activity; 7SK snRNA binding. The coding region runs from base 1 to 1038 and encodes 345 amino acids. Gene Ontology annotation, cellular component: nucleus; cytoplasm; nucleoplasm. NCBI's taxonomy places the organism in Eukaryota, Metazoa, Arthropoda, Insecta, Psocodea, Pediculidae.
AUGAGUGCCAGUGAAAAAAUUGAAACUACAGAUGUUGCAAUUGAUAACAAGUUGACUAUUAGAGAAACAGAUGAUGUCAAUUCGGAGGUGGUGCCAUCUGUUGAUAGUGACAGAAAUAGUUCGGAUUGGAAUUUACCCGCGAGUUUAACAAAGCGAAAAAGGCCAAGAAGAAAAAGCAAAAAAGGUAAAUAUCCUUAUAGUAAAACAUCUUGGCAACAAAGGAGAGAAUUAGCUAGCAGUGAAAGAGCUCAAAGAAUUCGUCAACAAAUGUUUCAUCAUGGACAACCCGUCGCUCCCUAUAACACAACCCAGUUUCUUAUCGAAGAUCAUGGAGAUCUUCAAAAAAUAGACGCUCAACUUCAAGUUGUUCAAGAGCAAAAUCCUGGAAGUUCAGUUGUAAAUAACAAGCCCUCAAGAGCAAGAGAUUCAAGUUUUAGUAUUGAUUCUGACAUUGAUUAUUUUUAUUCUUCUCCUGAAGAUGAAGAAGAAUUUUUAACAAAAGAGUUUUCAAAUGCUUACGAAGAUCUUCACGUUGAAAGACUUAGUUCUAUGUCAAAAUCAGAAAUCAUACAUGAUUAUUUGCAACUUGAAUCCAAGUAUGAAAAGACUUUAAUCGAAUUGAAAAGGCUAAAAAAGGUUGGAAAUGAUGAGGCGGAGGGAAGUGUUCAAGAUAAUGAUACUAAUGAAAAUGGGGAAAAAGAAGAACAAGAUAGAGAUACUGAUACAUCAUCCAAAAGUGAAAAUGAAGUUGCAGAACAAUUAAGGAUAACACAAAUCGAGAAUAAAAGUCUAAAAGUAGAAUUAGAAGAACUUAGAAAAGAAAACAAAACGUUAAGAAGUUUAGUUGAAAAAAAUGAAACAACAUCAGUAGACUCUGAUAGUGAUAGUUCAUCAACCAGUUCCAUGAGUAGUGAUGGUUCAUCUUCUGUUUGUGAAUUAACUGACAAUAGAUAUGCUAAUGUGAAUGGUGUUUCAUACAAUGGUAAUAUCAUGGAAGAAAGUAUCAACGAAGACCACAACAGUGAAGCAGAAAAGUGA